Micropterus salmoides (largemouth bass) is the source of this 7351-nucleotide messenger RNA. RefSeq names its product zinc finger protein 664-like. The transcript has 7 exons. Gene Ontology annotation, cellular component: nucleus. The record is from RefSeq and is a predicted model, not a curated record. Gene Ontology annotation, molecular function: DNA-binding transcription factor activity, RNA polymerase II-specific; RNA polymerase II transcription regulatory region sequence-specific DNA binding. Gene Ontology annotation, biological process: regulation of transcription by RNA polymerase II. NCBI's taxonomy places the organism in Eukaryota, Metazoa, Chordata, Actinopteri, Centrarchiformes, Centrarchidae. Bases 4307 to 5803 code for a protein of 498 amino acids.
AAAACCCAGAACCUGCGUUUGUAAGAAGCAGGACUAACUGACCGGUCUCUGUCCUUUUCCAGGUCCAACAAGAACCAGUCCUGCAGGCCAGAAGUGAACCAGGACCUGUGUGAUCUGGCUCUGCCGCCCCUCAGCUCGGGGUCAAAGGACGACCGGCUGGAGAUGAAGCUGUGAUGUCGCCGCUGAGGUCAGGGCUCCAACGCGGCGGUGAGUGAACAUCUGGGACGGUCUCCAGUGCUAGACUCGUCUAAUGCAAGGUUCAUAAAAUAAAGACUUUAGAGUUUAGACCACAACGACGAGACACCUGACCCCCGGGCUAACUUUGGUCUAGGAUUGUGUUGCCAUGGUAACCACCGGACACGUCCGCGGGGUCUUAAAGUCUUAAGAGGAAAUUUUGUGAAAAUUAAGGCCAUUAAAAAGUCUUACACUCGUUUUUAACAAGGCAUUAAAUUUUGUAGAUCUCUCUGUCAAUGUGAACGUCCUGUUUGUCCGACGCGUUGGUGAACGUGUUUAUGUUGCAUAGCCAAAAUUACUAGACAGCAGGACGUAGCGCGUUAUUUUGUCUAACGUUGGGCGCAGGGAUCUGCCGCGUGAGCCUUUCACACUGAUACAGGUCUGUGCGACGCGGAAAACUGACUUACAACCGACCGUAACCUUCCACCACGCCGGGCCCCCAGUGCUAAUCGUUGUAAACAUGGUCGGACUGAACAGCCCUGUUACUCAAACAAGAGGCGCCGCCAGCGGGUGAAGCGGUGAGACUGAAGACAACGGGGGGGAAAAUAUAAGCCGCGGCGUCUGGCUAACGUUAGCUGGCUGUUUAGCUACAUCUGUGCCUCUUAAUGAAAUACGUUCAACUUCUUCUCAUCAGCGUCACUUUUUGUGAACAGAUCAUCUCAGCCUGGAUGGAGCAGGACAUGACGUGCUACAGUAAACAGUUAUGAUUAGUGAGGAGCUGGUAGGCUACUUAAAAUAAAGGGACCAACCACCACGUAGAACAUUUUCUUGCACAAAGUUAAUGAAUAAAAAAGACUCCAAACAAACAGCUGGAAUUAAUAUUAUCAGAGUGAGCUAAAUACUGAACUACUAUAAUGAAUAUAGUAACGAGAUGAUAUCAAACUAACAGUUUAAUAUUAACAAUAUACUUAAUAUGAUGAUCAUUUAUCUUAGCUCCUCCUCCUCCUCGUUGUGUGUCGGGGCCCCUGUAGCAGUCAGGUGGAGCCGGGAUGCCUUUGUGCCAAUCUGUUCAGUAAAAUGGAUGUAAAACAGAAGUUAUUGUGAUAAUAAUGUACACGGAUCAGCUUUCCGAAGCAGACGGCAGCCGUUGAUCGCAAACGUCUGUGCUGCGCUGCCGACGUUUAUUCUCCAGCUCUGUUCCCUUCUGGCCCGGUUGAAUAUGAUGUUUACACAGUGGUCGAUCAAAGUGUUUAGUUUUACAGCCUCCAUCUAUCUAAAGAUAAACGUAAGUUAAAGGUGCGUUGUGUGGUUUUUUUAGUGGCUUCUGGCAGUAAGGUUUCACCCUCUACAUACCUGAGAAUAUGUCAGCUGGCAAACUAACAUUAUCUGGAACACGGCGGGUUGAUUAUUUGUAAGCUCUUGAUUAGUGGAUAUGGGAUUAAAUAAGUUUGGUCCCCCCCCCCCCAACUCAUUUUCAAAUAUGUAAUGGACACUGACAGUUUAAAGUCCUUAGCUGUAACUAUUUAAUCUGAUCACUUUGUUUUGUUUACUUGAUUUCUUUUUGCAUAUAUUUGAAAUGAUCAACUAAAACACAACUCUGACUGUUUAACAUGAGUUGCAGUAAUGUUGCGCGUCUAAACGUCGUCGCAAAUGUCAGGCGAUGGAUUUUGGCAGGAAGUCCGAGCAGCCCGUCACACAAACAGCAGGUCUCGACAGGCUGUUGUAGGUAACGGAGAAAGCUGGUCAGUGCCUCAAUUUUCAGGUGAGGUUACAACCGGGAACACAAAGGCGCUAAAACGGUUAUAAAUGGAUUUAAAUUCCCCCCUUAAAGCUGAAUCUGACUGAAGCAGUUAAAGCUCAAAGUGGCGCAGCAGCGUUAAAUUAUGUUGGAAGGUCGUGAAGUGUCCCUCAGGAUUCCUGAGAAAAGGGAAGUGGCUCCUGUUAAGUUUUUAGGGGCCACAGUGACCUGCUGUGAAUGUCCCCCAGUGAGGACGGUUCAUCGUUGACCCAGGGAGCAGCUGAAGUACUGCCGCCUCCCGUUUCAGGAGAUUUCCUCUUAAACAUUUCUUCGUGGCGUCUUGUACCGUGUUGUUGGCUCUUUCCUGACGCUCCGCACCUUAAGGUUAACGGUCAUUAUUUAACAAAUGAAGCAUUUCUACCGCUCCACUAAAUGUUCCAAGUCAAAUGUCCUUAACUAUUACACUGCUUCCCCCCCGAGGGGAACCUGCACCGAGCGGCUGGCUGCGCCUCAAUCUGCCUUUUUUUGUUUUUGAAAAGUGUCUCAGUGUGUUUUACCCAGAAUUCACUGCGGUCCUCUCAGAUAGUCAGGCUCUUCACUGCUUCGUGCAGCGGUCUGGUUUAGACGUCUGACUAUGGCUUAGAGUAGAUAUCCAAAGUCUCUGAACCAGCAUCCUGUCAGAGUGGGCGGGGCUAACGCCAGCUGGGAGAUGAUGUGAACAAAAGGCCGAAUUGUAGCGCCAGGCAGUUUGUUCUCAGAGCCGGGCGCCGUGACAAAGACCGACCGAAGCGUUCAUCUGAUCCCAGCUGGCUGGAGGUCACCUGACCGACUCGGGCAGCUGAUUCUGUUUCCUGUUGGGAACGCGUUUCGCAUGACCCGUCACAGACUCGACUGUUUGUCUUUACAGCUUCUGCCUUUAUCAGUUUGAACGGGCAGCACGAGGAACGCCGCCUCAUUUAAUUCGCUCAUUAAAACUCAAACAGAACUCCUCGUUGGCGUCACUCGUGGUCACGGCAUCAAACGGCCUGUAAACUGGAGGUGUGGAUGUGCAGCUGAUCUCUGGAGGAGCAGGAAGUCGGGAGCUGCUGCUCGUUAACUUCACUUUAAACGCAGCUGAAGUUACAGAGCAGCUAAUGAGCCGCUAGCUUCCCGCUCAGACGUUAGCUGCCGCUAACCGCCGGCAGGAAACGGGCUUCUAUUAACUGACCGUCACUGUACAUUUACUGCAGCCUGACCGCUCGCUCUCCUGCCCUGAGAACAGCGGUCAGGUCCUCUGCACCAUGAGAGGAAGCUGGCGGCGUGUCGCUGCACAGCGAGACGUAGACAGAAAUGAUGGGAUGAAAUUUUGGUAGCGGCGCCACUGCUGAAUGAACCCGGAGGGAAGACGGGUUCUGCUGGUGCUGAACCCGUCUCAGGUGAACACGUGGUCCAGGUCCAACAAGAACCAGUCCUGCAGGCCAGAAGUGGACCAGGACCUGUGUGAUCUGGCUCUGCCGCCCUUCAGCUCGGGGUCAAAGGACGACCGGCUGGAGAUGAAGCUGAUGUCGCCGCUGAGGUCAGGGCUCCAACGCGGCGGCGCUGGAGGACGAGCCCUCGCCGUCGGGCUCUGGUGACGAGCGGUUUCACGCCGGACGGGCCGGAACCUGCAGCUGGACGCGAGCUGAACUGUUGUGCAGAGGAAAGUUUGUGUAUCUGAAUUUUCCUGUAAAUCAGUCGCUCAUGUUGCUUUUCAAUAAAGACGUAAACUGGACCUGAUGUUUGUUCUGUUAAGCGUGAGAGGAACCUUCAGUUUCACAGGGUCUGCCAGGCUGCAGCAAGACCACCUGCUGCUCGGAGGACCAGAUCAGGGCUCCUGGAGUCCUGAACAGCAGAACUUUAAGUGAUGGAUAUAAAUCAACAGUCUGAUCAGUGACGUGCUUUACAGACUGUUGUGUCCUCAGCUGGGGGUCCUGGGUGGUGAUGCUGUCCAGGAAGGGAAGUGUAGUCCACUACAGUCUCCACGGUCUGCCCCAGGUGGUCCGGGUUCCAUGUUGACUGAGCCCAAACCACAACAGGCUCUCUGGUUCUGUUUCAGAUCUUUAUAAAUAAACUCAGUUGCACAUGAUUUAAAAAAAGAGGCCAGAAAACGCUGCAGCUACAACACCAUGAACAGACUAGAAUAAAGAGUGCUGAGACCUUAGUCCUGGAUCUGUAGGGCAGCGGCCCCCCUUCACUGUAACGGGACGGCGCUGCUGCUCUUCGGUAGGUGGCGCUGGUGCAGCUGUGACCAACAUUAAAACACAGAAGAAGAAAGCGCGGCUGCAGCAGCCGCAGAAGAAGAAGCUGUUCGCUCCUCGGGACCAGCGGUCCGGUUUAUUAACGGACACACGUUGAUCCAGCAGCGGAACCGGCGGGAUGGACACCGACACGGCUUCACCGGACGCAGCUGAAGACGUCCGGAUCAAACUGGAGCCGGACGGCGACGUGGAGAUCCAGUCGUAUCCGGUCCUCAAGAAGCUGUCCGUCAAACUGACCGACUGCAGGGCGUUGCUGGAGGGGCGGGACUUCCUGUCUCUUGACGAGCACCCUCAGCUCUGCCACCAGAGGCAGAUCCACGCGACCAACACCGGCAGAAAGAUGGUGUACUGCUCCGAGUGUCAGAGAGGGUUCUACAAGAGGUCUCACCUGGAGGCUCACCGGAGAACCCACCGGGGACAGGAACCCAACCAGUGCUGGCAGUGCGGGAAGACCUACCCGACCCUGAUGAGCCUCGUGGUGCACCAGCAGAUCCACGACCGCAAGGAGCCCUACCGGUGCUCCUACUGCGAGAAGACCUUCGCCCUGAAGCGGGACUGGAAAACCCACCACCGGACGCACUCGGGGACCAAACCCUUCAAGUGCUGGUUCUGCGGGGACGGCUUCAGCGAGCAGGACGAGCUCACCGAGCACCUGGAGGUGCACGAGGGGGAGAAGUGCUACCACUGCAAAGUCUGCGACAAGAUGUUCGUCUCCUACCAGGGCUUCAACUUCCACCGCAAGUCCCACAAGAGCCAGAAGCUGCUGCCCUGCCUGAAGUGCAAGAAGACCUUCAGCAACCCCCAGAGUCUGAAGCUGCACCAGGUGACCCACUCCAACAGGAAGCCCCACAAGUGCCCCACCUGCGGCAAAGGCUUCAAGCUGCUGAGCGGCCUGCGGUGCCACCAGAGGACCCACGAGGACCUGAGGGACUACCACUGCACCGAGUGCGGCAAGUGCUUCUCCAGCCUGCAGGGCCUGAAGCUGCACAACCGCACCCACACGGGCCUGAAGCCCUACAAGUGCACCGAGUGCGGCAAGAGGUUCACCCAGUCGCCCCACCUCAAGUCUCACAUGGUCACCCACACCGGGGAGCGGCCCUUCCUGUGCACCACCUGCGGGAAGAGGUUCACCCAGUCGUCCCACCUGAGGUCCCACAUCACGCUGUUCCACGUGGGCGAGAAGCCGUUCACCUGCGACGACUGCGGGAAGAGCUUCACCAUCGCCCACUACCUGAAGAUGCACCGGCUGAGCCACACCAAGGAGAAGCUGUACCAGUGCUCCUACUGCGAGAAGUCCUUCUCCUACCACAACUCCUGGAGGGCCCACGAGAGGAUCCACACCGGCGAGCGCCCCUUCAGCUGCCGGGAGUGCGGCCAGAGCUUCAUCACGUCGGGCUCGCUGCUGAGCCACCAGAGGUCCAAACACACCGGCGAGAAGAGCCACUACUGCAUCACCUGCGGGGAGUUCUUCUUCACCAGCUCGCUGCUGCGGGUCCACCAGCUCGACCACACGGGCGAGCGGCCGCACGCCUGCAGCUGCGGCAAGACCUUCAAGACCAAAGGAGUGCUGCGCUACCACCUGAAGAGGUUCACCGACCACCAGCCGGCCGAGUGAGCGGGGCCACGGCGGGGUCGGCCCGAGAGGCGAAGCGCAGACGCUGCAGGGUGCAUGCAGGAGGGUAGUUACUGUCGGGCGUCCGCAGGGGGCGCUGAACACGUGUUGAAUCUUCAUCAGGCCCUCUGAGGGUCCAGAACUAAGUCAGAACCCAGAGAGACGCUGCAGAACGUCCCUGCAGAGUCUCAGUGAGAGCUGACUGCUAACAGCUGCAGCUCGUGCUGCUGGGGGCCACAGUCGUGCUGCUGGGGGCCACAGUCGUGCUGCUGGGGGCCACAGUCGUGCUGCUGGGGGCCACAGUGUCAGAAAGGUUUGGUGCUCAGCUAACGAUGACAUGAGUUUUCUGUCGGUUUCGGGUUUUUGAAGCUGCUUUACAGAAACUUUGUUUUGUGAUCACUUCUUCAUGGUUUUGUUGUUGUUCUGUUAUAGAAAUGAUUUAAACUCCUCCUCCUGCUCCUCCUCCUGCUCCUCCUCCUGCUCCUCUCCGCUCUGCUUUUAUGUAAAAGAGAACAAACACUAAGAAGUUCUGAAGCUGCAGGCAGAAACACCACAGAAGAAGAAGAGCGCCGGGAGGUUUAAAGUCGGUGUUAAAACAAACACGUGAAGCACUUCAGGUUUGGUGGCGUUACGGUCCAGCGGCUCACCUCUGACCUCAGAGCGCCACGUGUCAUAGAUCUGGAACGUAUUGACCUGAUUGGCCGGCAGGUGUUACAAAGAGCGUGACGACUGAAUCAGCAGGACGUCUGUAGCUUUUUGACCACGAAGGACUCGUUAUCGUCCUGACGAUCAAAGAGGCAGCGACAGGAAGUCUCUAACACUGACGCUGCGUUCACUCUGCGCGCCUGAAUGACCGUCACAGCCUGAAAGUGAUGUCACGCGCAGCACGCUGUCACAAACGUGUAGCCGCAGAGGUUCGCCCCCGUUAGCUCCUACCCGCUAACCCUCCUGGGUCACAUGUCUCCGGAUUUAUGACAAACGCUCGCAACUUUCUGUCCGUCUCAUUUCUGGUUCUGUACAGCGAGUAUCGGCCCACAACUCUCUUUCCACCUGACAGGUAGCGUGCACGCCACGCGGAGCACUAACCAAUCAGAGGCAAGGUUGUUGAACACAAAAUAAGACUAUCUGGCGUCCAGACUGAGGUCGUGUUUUGAAUAAGAGGUCCGGAUCAGAUCCAGGUCGGGUUGAUCGGAGUUCACGGAGCGGCGGUGAGCGACGACGCCAGGAUGUCUUUCUGCUCGUCCUCGCCGUCACCUGCUCCCAGAUUCUUUCCUCCACCUGAAAUCCCCCGCCGGGUGCGUGUUUACCUCCGUACGACAGCGUGCUGCGUGUGACGCUUCGGUCUGAUCUGCGCCACAUUUAAACUAAGAUGCGACCUGUCGGCGGACGCAGCUGUAAGGACCCGUUGGACCUGCGAGCGACCCGGUCCGCUCUGGUCUCACGUCGACAUUCUUUGUGAUGGUUUUUGGUUCCAGGAGCUCUGCAGUGAAAUCAAACCUGUGAACUCAUGGUCACGUUGUGUUUAUCAAUAAAAACACUGUACAGAACAAA